AAGAAAAGACAGCAAGAUUUGGCAUUUCAAGACUGGCUGACCAAGAACCAGCGAGAAAUCACUACAGCUUCCAAGGCAGAUCUGGAUCGUCAGCUCGACAAGUUAUCAACUAUAAGUCUCGUCAGAGAUAGCUUCCACCAAAAGAUCAUCACGAGCCCUCGCGAGUACCAAGUUGAACUGUACGAGAGAGCAAGAGAAGAGAAUACAAUUGUCGUUCUUGAUACAGGUUCCGGAAAAACAUUAAUUGCAGCCCUUCUCAUGCGACAUGUUCUCCAAACAGAGCUGGAAAAUCGCGCCGAAGGCAGCGAGCAUAAGAUUGCCUUUUUCCUCGUGGAAAAGGUUGCAUUGUGUUUUCAGCAACAUGCCGUUCUGACCACCAACCUCGAGUUCCCUAUUGGCAAGUUUUUCGGCGAAAUGACAGGCGUAGUUAGAUCUCAAGAAUACUGGGAUCGCCAAUUUGCGGAAAACAUGGCCUUUGUGUGCACAGCACAGAUCUUACUCGACCUCCUGGCUUGUGGGUUCAUCUCCAUGGGCCAGAUCAACCUGAUGGUCUUCGACGAGGCACACCAUGCAAAGAAAAGUCAUCCUUAUGCCCGUAUCAUCAAAGACCAUUAUCUCCGCUCACGAGAUGAACGGCCUCGUAUUCUUGGUAUGACAGCAUCGCCCGUUGAUGCCUUGACAAAGGAUGUCCGGUAUGCCGCCGCUGAAUUGGAGAGCAUGCUGUGCUCCAAAAUCGCCACCAUCUCCGACGAAGCUUUGAUGCAAAAUCCCGAAUUCUCAAAGACGAGGCUUUGUGAUUUGAUAUCGCGCUGUGUCCGCAGCAAUCCUCAAUUCAGAAGACAUCUGGAAUUUGCAGCCAGCGCAUCCUCAAUCUUGGGGACAUGGUGCGCUGACCGCUACUGGCAACUCCUAACCACAGACAACGAGAUGCUUAGAAUCGAAGCAAGGACUGGACGGGAUAACUUGGAGCUCGAUGUCUCCGCUGGCGAUGAGGCGAUGGCGGCCAUCGCUAAAGUGAAAGGGAUUAUCCGGGACCAUGUCUUUGGGCCCAUUCAGGCCGGCUCGCCAGAACUUUCGUCCAAAGUAAAGACGCUUUAUGAAGUCCUUGAAGAUGCUUUCUGUAAGCGGCAAGCAAAGAGAUGCAUUGUAUUCGUGGAAGCACGAUCAACUGCCUUUCUUCUAGCAGAUCUGUUUCAGCAGCCGGGGAUGGAGAUUCCUGGAAUGAAGGCGGCUUACAUGAUUGGUUCUCAUACUUCCACCGCCAGCGCUGCCUACAUGUCUUACAGGGACCAGAUAAUGUCCCUACAAAAAUUUCGGUACGGUGAAACGAAUUGUCUGUUUGCAACAUCGGUUGCAGAGGAAGGAAUUGAUAUACCAGAGUGCGAUGUUAUUAUCCGAUUUGAUCUGUACACAUCUGCGAUUCAAUAUAUCCAGUCCAAAGGCCGAGCGCGACAAAAGUCGUCUCUUUAUGUCAGCAUGAUGGAAGAGGGAAAUCUGGAGCAUAUGCGUAAACUACGACGGGCAACCAGGGAUGCUCAUGCACUGCGACAGUUUUGCUCUGCAUUACCGGAGGAUCGCAAAGUUCCGGAUUUUGUCAUUGGCCCUGAUGUGUUGGCUGCUCAAGAACAAGUGACUCAGAAGAGGUAUACUGUCGCUGGAACAGGCGCUCAGCUUACGUUCAUCACGAGCUUGGAAGUGCUGGCCAAGUAUGCCUCGUCGUUUCCAAACAAUGCUAUAGACGGACUGCUGCCCUUGGAAUACAUUGUCACUUCCAUCGGCAAGAAGUUCGUUGCCCGAGUUAUCCUACCAGACGCGUCUCCGAUCAAGAUGUUUCCAGGAGAAGUGCAAAAGAGCAAGCAGUUGGCAAGAUGUUCAGCUGCCUUUGAAGCCUGUGUACACCUGAUCGGCAAAAAGUACAUAAAUGGAAAUUUACAGCCGGCAUUUACCAAGAAAUUGCCCGACAUGCGAAACGCGAGGCUGGCGCUUUCAUCAGACAAGAAGUCCGAGUACGAUAUGCGAAUUAAACCUGAUUUCUGGUCUUCAUGCCUUGCUCCAGAGCCGCCGACUAGUUUGUAUCAGACGAUCAUUGCCCUUGACCAGCCGGAAGCUCUCGGCAGGGCAUCUCGACCUCUGAUCCUCUUGACUAGGAAGCCACUGCCUGAUAUACCAAGCACCCCGUUAUUUUUUGGUGGCGGUCAGACGUCGAUUAUGCGCCUUUCUAAUUCCCAAACUUCGUUUGAAGUGUUGCCUCACGAAAUAGAGGCGCUGGCGAGUUUCACUCUGAGACUCUUUGCUGACGUUUUUAGCAAGGAAUAUGAUGCCAAGUCGCAUGAAAUUCCAUAUUUCGUUGCUCCCAGCAAGCUCUCGCCAAGCCGCGGCGAUGACGCCGAGAUUGACUGGGAGGCAGUGCAGUAUGCCCACGAUAAUGAGCAACUCCGUUGGGAAAAUGCUCCAAGUGAGUUCUUUAAAGACAAACUCGCCACGGAUCCGUGGGACGGAUCCCGAAAGUUCAUCUUGCAUGGCAUCAAUGCAGAGCUAAAGCCGUCUGAUCCAACGCCAAAAGGCGUUCCGCAACCAAAAAGUCUGGGGUACAGAAAGGUUGAGCAAAACAUCAAAGAAUACAGCAACAGCCUUUCUAUCAAGUCGAGGCAGAGAAGAAACUGGAGGAAUGACCAGCCAGUCGUCAAUGCAGAGCUUCUUCCAAUACGCCGAAAUUUCUUGGACGAGUUCUUUGUAGACGACGAGUGCGAUGGUACUUGCUAUGUCAUCCUUGAGCCUCUACGCGUGUCACCGAUCCCAGUAGAUGUCGUCUCCAUAGCCUUGGUUUUACCGGUAGUAAUAUAUCGAGUCGACUCAGUCUUGAUAGCUCUUGAAACAUGUUCUCUGUUCGACCUGGCCAUCUGCUCUGAUCUUGCCCUCGAGGCAGUGACAAAGGAUAGCUUCAACACGGAAGAACACGGCGAACAUCAAAUCGAUUUCCAGCCUGGAAUGGGCAAAAAUUACGAGCGCCUAGAGUUUCUUGGCGAUACAUUCUUGAAGAUGGCCACGACCAUUUCUGUCUACACUAUUGCCCCCGAUGCAGAUGAGUUUCAUUAUCACGUCGGGCGAAUGAUGAUGCUGUGCAACAAGAAUCUAUUUGAGCAUGCUGUGGAGAAGGGCAUGCCUGCCUACAUCCGCACUAAAGCAUUUGACCGUCGGACGUGGUAUCCGAGUAACAUGACGCUGAAGAGAGGCAAGGCGGCCAGAACGGAGACCAAGCAUUGUCUGUCGCACAAGUCUAUUGCAGAUGUUUGCGAGGCCCUCAUUGGAGCAGCUUACAUGACAAGCACCACCGAGAAUAUGGACAUGGCGGUCAAGGCCGUUACAGCCAUGGUCUGCUCUGAACACCACACAAUGCUUGAGUACAAGGAUUAUUUUGCAACGUUCCAAGUCCCGAAGUGGCACGGCAAUCAUGUAUCCGCCGCACAGCGCCUCACCGUGGACAAAGUGGCCGAAAUCACGGGCUACCGCUUCCAGUGUGCACCUCUUGCACGCAGUGCCUUCCGACACCCAUCGUACGUGUUCGAGACCAACAUUCCAGACUACCAACAGCUCGAGUUCUUGGGAGACGGGCUGCUGGACAUGGCAGUUGUAGACUUUCUGUUUAAGCGGUUCCCCGAAGCAGAUCCAAAGUGGCUCACGGAACACAAGACGGCCAUGGUGUCGAACCAGUUCCUCGGCUGUCUCUGUGUCAAGCUUGGUCUUCACAAGCAUAUCCUAUUGGCCACAUCUGCUCUCCUUGGCGACAUCGGGAGGUACGCAACGCAGCUUGAGCAAGCUGAGGAGAUUGCUCGGCAGAAAUCCCAGGGCGGCGAUCUGGGAUAUACUUCCGGCGGAUGCUUCCAAGCUGGAGCUCAACCUACCCCCCAGGAUUUCUGGAUCGAGGUGCCACAGCCCCCAAAAGCUCUAGCUGACGUCGUUGAAGCCUUGGUAGGGGCCAUGUUUGUUGACUCGGGAUAUUCCUUCUCCGUCGUACUCAACUUUUUCACCAAGUUCAUCCAACCCUUCUUUGAGGACAUGGCGUUAUACUCGUCGUUUGCCUCGAAUCACCCUGUCACGGCCCUAGCACACAGGCUCCAGACCGACUUCUGCUGCACCCAGUGGAGGCUUCAUGUGGCCAAUGUGCCAGUACCCAUGGAGGCUGGUUAUGCAGUGAUGUCUGACAACGAGCUUCUCUGUGCGCUCAUGGUACACGGCAAGGUGAUUGCCCACGCUACAUCGUCGAAGAGCGGCAUGGCGGCCAAGGUGGCGGUUGCAAAACUAGCGUUGGAGAAACUCGCACUUAUCCAAGACGCGGCCCAUUUUAGAGGAGAGAUGGAGUGUGAUUGUAGCGGCGGC
Molecule: messenger RNA, 4377 nt
Organism: Trichoderma virens Gv29-8
Lineage: Eukaryota; Fungi; Ascomycota; Sordariomycetes; Hypocreales; Hypocreaceae
Exons: 5
Biological process (GO): siRNA processing
Cellular component (GO): nucleus; cytoplasm; RISC complex
Molecular function (GO): ribonuclease III activity; RNA binding
Source: RefSeq, a predicted model, not a curated record